This is a messenger RNA of Grosmannia clavigera kw1407, 765 nucleotides long. RefSeq lists its product as uncharacterized. The record is from RefSeq and is a predicted model, not a curated record. Lineage: Eukaryota; Fungi; Ascomycota; Sordariomycetes; Ophiostomatales; Ophiostomataceae. The coding region runs from base 1 to 765 and encodes 254 amino acids. The transcript has 2 exons.
AUGGGCCUCCACGUAACCCCAUAUGGCACUUUCUACGUUCAGCGCAGUCUGCGCACCGGCGAAGUGAUGCAAGUGUUGCCUGUUCGGCGACCGGAAACACCCAGCCACCUGCCGUCUGUCGACUCUCUGGGUAUUACUGACAAUUUCAUCGAGCGUCGCCGCGCUUCCAUCGCUGCAACCAAUGCCCGAGCCUCGCACCCCCAGGACUCUCUGCAGCGCGAGCUUGCCUCCGCCGGUGGAGAGCGCCUCUUGGAGACAGGUAAGGCGGUGUUGGCGCAGCGGGACGAUGGCGAUGUUGAAAUGAACAUGGGUAAUGGCAAUGGCAGCGGCAGCGGCAGCGGCCGAGGAAACGAGGCUGGCGGGACAUUUUCUGCUCCUGCAGCACCGGGUUGUGACAGCAGCAGCAGCAACAGCAGCUCUCACCAUCAUCGCCACCACCACCAAGUGAACACCGACCCCCAUCACCCAGAGAUGGUUUUUGUCCCCCGCCGCCAAUGGCAACGGUACCGCACGUGCUUCCGGUCCGUCCCUGGCCUGAAGCGCUGUCGCAGUCGCAGCAGCAGUACGAGCAGCCACACUAAUAGUGCUAGUAGCAUGACUAGCCAGGACAGCGCGAGCAGCACGAGCACAGCAGUCUAUUUUCCCUUGCAAGACUGCCACCCCAGCGGCAGUAGCAGUGUUGGAGGCGCCAACAUCGACGUGGCGCCAGCAGCACCUGCGGGCUUCCGCUAUCAACAGCAGCGGCAUCGCACAGAUAGGCUGUAG